AUGGCCGCCAUCACAGAAAUCGACGCUCAUGAGCAGCCCUCGGAUGAGAUGAGGGCAAAGUGGAAAUCAUGGGCUAGAAUGGAUGCAAAAGAUGUCAAAGACCACCCCCGAAUCGACGACCCCCGCAAAGCGCCGGAAGAGAGCGGCUUCAUCCAGACGAGUAGCAUCACCAAAGCGCAAAGGCGAAAGGCGUUUUCGCAGUUUGGCCAAGAGUACGCCGACGAGGCCGACGAGGAUAUCCCCAUCCUACACCACCCGCUUCUACCAGGCCUCUUAAUAGCACCAUCCCUCGUGCCCCCUGCUGUGCAGGUGGCCGCGCUCGACAAGAUGCUGCACCGGGACCUCAGCAACCCCGAGCACCAGACCAACAUGCACCUCCACUACGACCUGCCCUACCCGGCCGGUGCCACCGUCGCCACGCGCUCCUUCUUCUCCCUCGCGCCCGAGUCCGCCGCUCGCUUCACGCCCAAGGACCCGUCGGUGCACAAGCCGCUGACCGCGAAGCAGGUGCUGUCGCGGCGCCUGCACUGGGUCACGCUCGGCGGGCAGUACGACUGGACGAAUCGUGUGUACCCCGAGGGCCAGGACGCGGCGGCAUUCCCGGUGGACAUUGCGCGCUUCCUGGCCGCCCUGUUCCCCGCGACGGACGCGCAGGCCGCCAUUGUCAACCUCUACAGCCCUGGCGAUACCAUGAUGCUGCACCGCGACGUCAGCGAGUUCACCGACAAGGGCCUGGUCAGUCUGAGCUUUGGCUGUGACGGGCUGUUUAUGAUUGCGCCCAAUACGCCGGCGGGCGGGGGAGAGGGGGCAGAGGCGCAGGCGCAGGCGCCGCCGUCGGACAAGGACUAUCUGCUGCUGCGUCUGCGGUCGGGCGAUGCCAUUUACAUGACGCAGGAGUCGAGGGUGGCAUGGCAUGGCGUGCCCAAGAUUGUGCCGGACACCUGCCCCGAGUAUCUCGAGAACUGGCCGGCGCAGGCUGACGGCCACGGUCAGUUUGGAGCGUGGGAGGGCUGGAUGAGGAGUAAGCGGAUAAAUUUGAAUGUUAGACAAGUGCGAGACUAG
Messenger RNA from Cordyceps militaris CM01, 1062 nucleotides. RefSeq names its product oxidoreductase, 2OG-Fe(II) oxygenase family. Lineage: Eukaryota; Fungi; Ascomycota; Sordariomycetes; Hypocreales; Cordycipitaceae. The transcript is spliced from 2 exons. The coding region runs from base 1 to 1062 and encodes 353 amino acids. The record is from RefSeq and is a predicted model, not a curated record. Gene Ontology annotation, cellular component: cytoplasm; nucleus.